GCAUUUUUUUGUUUAGGCUGGGAGCUUGUCAGCUGUUGGCAUUUAAAGACAGACUAAAAUGCGGUGGAGUUGUCUGCUGAGGUGCAGGUGGUAACAACCUUAUGUUUAUGCCAUAAAGGAUAUUUUCUAUUUCCGAGGAAACUAAAUUUACCCGAUCUUGUAUUUAGAGUGCUGCGCGCGAGCUCACCAUGAACAUGCACUUUGAAGGAUCCACUAGUGUCACUCUCUUGUUUGAUUUCUGGGACGUUCAUGGGCCUGCAGGGAUGGUGUUGUCAGUGUUUGUGGUUCUGCUGCUCACUGUGUUCUAUGAGCUUCUGAAAGUGUGGAAGAUCACACUGGAAAAACCAAAACAAUCUCACAUCGCACAUCCCUCCAAUCCGGUGUCAUUCACGCCUGAUCAUUCCUGCUUGGCUCCUGUCAUGAGUUGUCAAGAUGGAAAUUCUGCUCUGGCCAGCAGUCCAGAGAUCUCAUUAGCUCCCACUGAGAAUACGGUUGACAUUGCUGGUUCCACAAGCACCGCUAAGAGCUGGCUUUAUCACACUCAGACGGCCAUACACAUGCUGCAGGUGACACUAGGCUACAUGCUGAUGCUCUGCGUCAUGUCCUACAACAUUUGGAUCUUCCUGGGGGUCAUCCUGGGCUCCGUCUUGGGAUACUUCCUGGCUUUUCCUCUUCUGAAACAUGUCUGAGAUGAACAGAAGAUGGAAUGGAGAAGGAGAUGCAGCGGCCCUAAAUCCUUGUGGUCUCCAGUUCAACAGUAAUGGGAAACUGUUUUUAAAAACGUUGUCAAGCUUAUGAACGUGAUUAUUAUUAGUCUGUGUAUCUCGUUCAGACAGGGAUGAUUUGUAUUUUUACCAUUUUUAUGACGAUAUUUUAAAGAUCAUGCUUGAAAUCUAUUUUACCUGAGGUGAAAUAAGGCAGCAUUCUGCUAUGUAAAGAUGCGCUGAUAGUGUUUAACAGUUAGGUGUUAGAUUUUAAACAUCAUUGAGUGAGCAAGAACGUGUUAAACAACAUGUGACUGUACAUUUGGGUUUUUGAAAUCUGCCAUGACGAUGAUGUUAUAUUGACGGAUCACAUGAUCUCCCAUUUAAACAGUUCGUUUCAGCACUGGGCUAAAUGGUGAAGGUCCCUACUGAGAGAUGAAGCUCAUUUCUGUUAAACUAAACAAUGUUUAAAUUAUACUGUAAAAUUUGCUUACAUUUAGCUAGUGGUUCUCCAACAUAUGGAGUAAUCACACCAGUUUCAAACCAUGUGACCGUUUGUCAUCUCCUUUCUGAAUCAAGAUCAUUCUUGUGUUAUAGUGGAAAUUACAGCUGAACGGGGAACAAAAGUCAUUGGUUGAAAAGGAGAUAGUCAUGUGGCCUUAGUUAAUAUUCUCCAACAACACAGACAUGUUGGUGAGUGAAUAACCGAAAGCAGGAAUUGAAGCAUGAAAGGGAGAAUGUGAAAAUUGUAUUUAAUUGUGUGAAGGCUGUAUUACACAUACAAUCCUUGCCACUUUGAUUUAACCCCACUAUUAAUAAAACAAGGCAUUUUUUUGUCAGACAUUGUUUUUGCAUUUAUGGCUUCUGGAUUUACUCAGUGUUUUAGGUGAGAUGUAUUUUACGGCAAAAUGUAUUAAAAUAGUAUAAUGUUUGUAA
Triplophysa dalaica is the source of this 1640-nucleotide messenger RNA. RefSeq names its product solute carrier family 31 member 2 (gene slc31a2). Gene Ontology annotation, biological process: copper ion transmembrane transport. Gene Ontology annotation, molecular function: copper ion transmembrane transporter activity. NCBI's taxonomy places the organism in Eukaryota, Metazoa, Chordata, Actinopteri, Cypriniformes, Nemacheilidae. Gene Ontology annotation, cellular component: membrane. The record is from RefSeq and is a predicted model, not a curated record.